GGAGGUACAUCGCCGGACGGAGUGUGUCAUUUACGCAAUGGCCAGAUUCUGCAGCGGGCGAUUCGAAAGGAAGUACGUAUGAUGAGCGAUGACGAAAGACGGCGAUUGUUUGAUGCGUUUCGACAACUUAAAGCAAGUGGUGAGUAUAAUCGUCUGGCCAGCAUACAUCGACAGGUACUCCUUUAUAUGCUGCAAAUCCGAAGCACGCAUUAA
Gongylonema pulchrum is the source of this 213-nucleotide messenger RNA. Lineage: Eukaryota; Metazoa; Nematoda; Chromadorea; Rhabditida; Gongylonematidae. The record is from the annotation of a GenBank genome assembly.